Molecule: messenger RNA, 1998 nt
Organism: Acanthocheilonema viteae
Lineage: Eukaryota; Metazoa; Nematoda; Chromadorea; Rhabditida; Onchocercidae
Source: the annotation of a GenBank genome assembly
AUGCGAUGCAGUUGCAGCAGAAUUGUUGUGCCAUUGACUGCAUUGUUUCUCGGAUUUAUUCUCUGGAACUUUCAUGAAGAGAGACGAUACCAGCAGAUUUUGGAGUAUCAUAUCUCUUCGGAUGAUGUAGAAAAGUUGGAGAGUGGAAAAAAUUGUACAACAGAUACAUGUCUCUCUUUGUUGUCAUGUUCACUUCAUGACAAUCAGUUAACCGUUUUUAUUGAACCGUUCAUACGAGUCAUCGAUACGAGUGGUAAGGAUAUUACGCCGUCACCUUCAAGCGAAUAUCUCGAGAUACGUUCAGUAAUUGAACAGUCCAGAUAUAAAGUUGAUGCAAUUGAAGAUGCUUGCCUUGUCAUACCUGGAUUUGAUACUCUUAAUAUUUAUCGUUUCGACGACAGUGAAUCUUCCUUUUUGAAAAAUUUCAAUGCAGGUGCUCGCCUGAAGAACCACAAUGUGCUCAUAUUUACAUUUGUUGGUGCCAGUCUUCUUGAUAUUAAUGCUAUUGUCGCAAGAACCGGAUCUCAUCGUAAAAAUUUUCGACGCGGCUUCGAUUUAUCACUGCCUUUAUGGAAUCCCUAUAUUUUAUCGUCGUCUUUCUUAGCUUCUGUAGAGAAAUUUUCGUAUUUUAUCGUUGUACCGAUAAAAUUUGCUUCACACAAUGUUAAAGUACUUUUUAAAAACUUGUUUAACAGAAAUGAUUGUCUUGUCUUAGACAACUGCGAUGUAAUAGAUGGAAAUUUUUUGUGCGAUAGUCAUGGAAAUGCCCAUGAUUUAGAUGCAGUUAUUAAGGAAAGUCAGUUCACUCUGAUCGAUGAUCGGGUUGCUGGAUCUGAACUGCUGUUAAUGUCAGCUUUACGUGUUGGCUCUAUUCCUGUUAUUAUUUCAGAUUCUAUUGUUCUGCCCUUCAAUGAAGUGAUCAAUUGGGAUCUAUUGUCGUUAACGUUUUUCCGAAGUCGUCUAUCUUCUGUCCUUACAUUCUUACGAAAUUUAUCUCCUGAACGAAAACAGCGCAUGAGAGAGCAAAUUUUUUUCGUAUACAAUCGUUAUUUUUCUUCACUUGAGAAAAUUAUCCUUACGACUUUAAACAUUUUGGAGAGACGUAUUAUUCCUAAUUCAUUUACAACAUACGAUGAAUGGAAUUGUAAAUCAUCAAAGCAUUGUCUUGUUCCAUCGUUCUUCCUUCCUUUUCACGCUUCUGCAGAAGGUUUUACGGGUGUUAUCUUGACAUACAACAAACUGGAUUCAUUAUUUGUCAUUAUACGAUUGCUUGCUAGAGUAGCAAGUUUACGAAGCAUUGUCGUUAUCUGGAAUCAUCCUCAUGAACCUCCUUCAAUGACCGAAUGGCCACACAUAAAUCGGCCUAUUCAUGUGAUUCAUAUGGACCAAAAUAUGCUUUCCAACAGAUUUAUUAUGUUCUCGGAAAUAACAACAGAUGCAGUAUUCACACUUGAUGAGGACAUGAUCGCUGUGAAUGUUGAUGAAAUCGAAUUUGGCUAUCAGAUUUGGCGAGAAAAUCCGGAUCGUUUAGUGGGGUUUUUGCCGCGAGCUGCUGUUUUCAAUGAAUCUACCAAGUCAUACGAGUACCAUGUGGAGCGGGCAAAUUCAAUGAAUAUUAUUUUGAUGGGAGCUGCGUUUUAUCAUAAGUACUACGGAAUGUUAUAUCACGAAUUAUUGCCACCGGAAAUAAUAAAUUAUGUGGAAAGGAACAAAAACUGUGAAGAUAUUGCAAUGAAUUUUCUAAUUAGUGGUGUGACUGGAAAAAGUCCAUUAAAGGUUACACUGCGAAAAAAGUUCGUUUGUCCAAAAUGUAUUGACAAUGAUAGAUCAACGUGGAAUGCCGCGCAUUUACUCCAACGUUCUACUUGUAUUAACUUAUUUAUUUCAUAUUUUGGUUAUAAUCCAUUAGUUACAAGUAUUUCAAGAUAUGAUCCUGUUUUGCAUAAGGUACCUGUCGAAGGUAUUAUUAAUCCAUAUAGUCAGAUUGGAUCGUUUUGA